This is a messenger RNA of Electrophorus electricus (electric eel), 2549 nucleotides long. RefSeq names its product retinoic acid receptor, gamma b (gene rargb). Gene Ontology annotation, cellular component: transcription regulator complex; nucleus. The record is from RefSeq and is a predicted model, not a curated record. Gene Ontology annotation, molecular function: nuclear receptor activity; zinc ion binding; nuclear glucocorticoid receptor binding. Lineage: Eukaryota; Metazoa; Chordata; Actinopteri; Gymnotiformes; Gymnotidae. Gene Ontology annotation, biological process: cellular response to corticotropin-releasing hormone stimulus; regulation of transcription by RNA polymerase II; retinoic acid receptor signaling pathway.
UGUAUGGUUUUAUACUAGGUUUAGGAGCUCAGCUGAACCAAAGCCACAGUGGCAGGAGAGAGGAGGCGAAGGUGGUCAGUCUGGUGUCUUGGGGUAUGGUUUUGGCUGGAAGAAGAUCUGUUGUAAAGAAUUGACGGCCCAGAGACCCUGAAGCAGCAAAUUCCAGCUCUUUUGUGACACUCACUGUAGAAGUUGUUUGUUCUGACACACAGCUGAUAUUGAACGUUAACUCUAAAGAAACCUGGCCCUGGGUAUCAACCAUCGAUUUCUAUCUUGUUUGCUGGCUGACAGAAGUAGAGUUCUGCUUGUAGUCUAAGUGGACAUUCUAGUGAAAGGUGCACAUCAUGUUCGACUGCAUGGAGGCUCUGGGAGUUGGCUCAAGGCCUCUGUUUGACAUGUCCACCCAGGGGUCAUGCAUGCUGCGAAAGGCUAGCUCCUUCUUCUCUGGUCUAGAACCCUUCUGGACCAACAGCACCAGCCUGCAAUCUGUGGAAACCCAAAGUACAAGUUCAGAGGAGAUGGUGCCCAGUUCACCUUCUCCACCCCCUCCUCCUAGAGUUUAUAAGCCGUGCUUUGUGUGUCAGGACAAGUCCUCAGGCUACCACUAUGGAGUCAGCUCUUGCGAAGGAUGCAAGGGUUUCUUUCGGCGUAGUAUUCAGAAGAACAUGGUGUACACUUGCCAUCGGGAUAAGAACUGCCAGAUCAACAAGGUGACCAGGAACCGUUGCCAGUACUGUCGCCUACAGAAGUGUUUUGAGGUUGGCAUGUCUAAAGAAGCUGUGCGGAAUGACAGAAAUAAGAAGAAGAAAGAUGUGAAGGAGGAGGUUGUGUUGCCAGAAAGUUAUGAGCUGACUGGAGAACUUGAGGAGUUGGUCAACAAAGUCAGCAAAGCUCACAGAGAAACCUGCCCCUCUCUAUGUCAGCUGGGAAAAUACACUACUAACUCGAGUGCAGAUCACAGGGUCCAACUGGAUCUGGGCUUGUGGGAUAAGUUCAGUGAGCUCUCCACUAAGUGCAUUAUUAAGAUAGUGGAGUUUGCAAAGAGACUGCCAGGUUUUACCUCCCUGACCAUUGCAGACCAAAUUACACUGCUUAAAUCUGCCUGCCUUGACAUCCUGAUGCUGCGGAUUUGUACGAGGUACACUCCAGAGCAGGAUACUAUGACAUUCUCGGAUGGGUUGACCCUUAACAGAACGCAAAUGCACAAUGCCGGUUUCGGGCCCCUAACUGACCUUGUGUUUGCCUUCGCUGGCCAGCUUCUUCCUCUUGAGAUGGAUGAUACAGAGACUGGCCUCCUCAGUGCCAUCUGCCUUAUUUGUGGAGACCGCAUGGACUUGGAGGAGCCUCAGAGAGUAGACCAGCUGCAGGAGCCUCUUCUAGAGGCAUUAAAGAUUUAUGCCCGAAGAAGACGCCCCAACAAACCGCACAUGUUCCCCCGUAUGCUCAUGAAGGUCACUGACCUCAGAGGCAUCAGCACUAAAGGAGCAGAACGUGCUAUCACGCUGAAGAUGGAAAUUCCAGGGCCCAUGCCCCCACUCAUCCGGGAGAUGCUGGAGAACCCCGAGGUGGACGAGGAGGGAGGUGAUGCUGGGGAGGGCGUGGCCGCAGGUCCCCCACCUCCUCCUGCCAUCCAGUCCAUAAAGCAGGAGCGAGAUGAAGACUCAGCCCCCGAGGAAGAGGAGGACGAGGAGGAUGAGUGUGGGGAGGAGGACAGAGAGAGGGGGGGGGACAGCGAGGACGAAGGUUGGAGUCUUCUGCAGGUGGAUGUUGGGGGUGCAAGAAAGAGCACAGCUGGAAGAGCACAGUAAUGGAGACUGUGUGUGUGUGUGUGUGUGUGUGUGUGUGUGUGUGUGUGUGCUUGCGCACAUGCACAAUAGAAUGAUUUAUGAGGACCACAACAAUGAAGUCAUACUCUGAAAGCAUGGAACCAGUCUGCAUUCAUAGACAUACAUGUGCACUGAAAACAGUUAUAUGUACUCUAUACAUAAACACUACACAUACACAUAUUGGCAGUCAAAGAUAUAUACCCCAUAAAAUGCUUCUGCUCUAGGUAAACGUGGAAAGAAGCCAUUCCUCAAAACAUAUCGAAUGUUCUUGGAAACCUAAUGACAAUGUGACAGAAGAGAUUAAAUAAUUUGGAACGUGGGACAUGGGACAUGGAACAUUGUAGUUGAUUCUUUUUUUAAAGCACUAAAUUUCUCAUGUAAAUGAGAUGAAAAAGAGAAAGCAAGACAAAGUCACUGCAUCAUUUACUUACUAUAUUUGGAGGGAAUAAACACAUUUAAAAAUGUGGAGAUGCCAAAUGUUUAAGAAUGUGUUGUACAGCCUUGCACUCCACCAGAAGCAUACUUUCAAGCAGUCUCAAAUACACACACACACAAACAAACAAACAAACAAACAAACAAACAAACAAACAGACAUGACCAUGUCAUGCAACACUUUAUGGCCAUCUUACAACUGCAACAAAUUAAUACAGGUUGUUUUUUUUGUUUGUCUGUUUUUUUGUUUUGUUAUUCUUUUUUCCUUUCCACAUAUGAAUUUGUUUUUCU